ACUGGCGAUUCCCAUGAUGCGAUUCUUUCCAUUUAAAGAGCAGUUUCACUUGCCUAACCAUCCCACAAACACAGCACUGCUGAUUAUCAACUCUCUCUCUCUCUCUCGCUCUCUCUCUAUCUCUCUCUCUCUCAUGGAAGGAGAAACAAGUAAUGUUGUGAUCAAAGUGGAGGCUGAAUCAGAUGUUGAGCCCAUUUCAGUCCAAAGAUGCUGCAGUCUUGUUUCAGACCAGAGUAAUGAAAGAAUCUGCAGGUACAAAGAAUGCAGGCGCAACCAUGCCGCUUCAAUUGGCCGCUACGCUAUUGACGGUUGUGGGGGGUUCAUUUGUUGCAAAGACGACCUAUUCAUAUGUGCUGCAUGCGGCUGUCAUCGCAGCUUCCACCGCAAAGAUUAUUUGCCUCCUCCACCUCAACCAAAAUUAAUGCCAUCAUGCCUGGCACCCUGGCCUUUAGCAUCCCACAAUGGACUCACUGGCGAGACUUCCUUGUUCGUUAAAGACCGGAAUAACACUGUUGCAGGUCCCGGCGCAGAGGAACAAAACACGAACAAGGAAGCAAAAAGAACAAGGCUAACAGUGGAGCAGAAGAACAAAAUGAUGAGGUUCGCUGAUAAGUUAGGGUGGAGGUCCCAGAAGCACGACGACGCUGAGAUCCGACAGUUCUGCGAGCAAGUCGGAAUUACGAAGCGCAUGUUCGUCGUUUGGUUGAACAACAACAGGCGUCGGAGCCGGAAGGGUUCUAAGUGAUUAGUCCCCGCAUAUGCUUGUGGCUGAAUGAAUGAAAUAAAUAACAAUAAUUAUAUGAGACCUCGCCUCCUUUUUUCAAAUUAGGGUUUCUGUUUUCACUGUCUUGUCUGUUUAUUUCCAGGGUCGUCCUUCGUUGUUUUCUCUUUAUGUUAUUGUAACUGAAUCUCUGUCAUGUUGUCUUUGCUUUUGCUUGUUUCUAGGCUUCUUUGAGCGUUUAUGUUUCAACUUAAAAUAUUGUAUUUGAA
Molecule: messenger RNA, 990 nt
Organism: Gossypium arboreum
Lineage: Eukaryota; Viridiplantae; Streptophyta; Magnoliopsida; Malvales; Malvaceae
Product: zinc-finger homeodomain protein 2-like
Exons: 1
Coding region: 14-745 (243 amino acids)
Biological process (GO): regulation of DNA-templated transcription; regulation of developmental process
Cellular component (GO): nucleus
Molecular function (GO): DNA-binding transcription factor activity; transcription cis-regulatory region binding
Source: RefSeq, a predicted model, not a curated record